UCUCUCCAGUUUACAUAGGAUUGGAAAGCUUCCACCUGCUAGCUCUUACACUCCAAAGAAAGAGAAACAAACAAUGGCCGAGUUCAAAGACAUAGUGAUUUUUUUGAUGUUCAUGCUAUGCCAAUUAUGCGCCCUAGCAGCUGCAUUAGAGCACUCGCCGGCGGCUGCGGUGCCGCGGAUGCCGAACGGCACGUGCCUGCUGGUGUUCGGGGACUCGACGGUCGAUCCCGGGAACAACAACCGGCUGCCGACCACCGCAAAGGCGAAUUUCUCCCCCUACGGCAGGGACUUCUUCAACCACACCCCCACCGGGCGGUUCUGCGACGGACGGCUCGCCACCGACAUCUUCUCUGAGAAAGUAGGUAGUACCAAGGUCAUUCCUGCUUUCUUGGACCCAAAUCUUAAGCCGGAGCAGCUCAAAUAUGGUGUUAGUUUCGCAUCUGCGGCUUCUGGUUACGACGAACUCACGUCUACAAACGCAAAUGUAUUAUCAUUUCCCCAGCAACUGCAAAAUUUACGGAACUACAAGACGCAAUUGACAAAAUUGGUUGGAAUCGGAAGAUCAAAGGAGAUAAUCAAGGACGCAGUUUUCGUCAUCAGCGCCGGCACCAACGAUCUCCUCCAAAGUUAUCUCUCUAUGAAUCAACCGAACCAAACUAUGCCAAAAUAUGAGAAUUACUUGAUCAAUCUAACGAGUAACUACGUUAAGGUGAUGAAUGAACUUGGUGGUACAAGAUUUGUGCUAGUUGGAGUACCUCCCUUUGGGUGUUUACCCAUUGUGAGAACCCUUUUUGGUGUGGAGAAUUGUUCUAGUGAACUAAAUGCUGUAGCCACCUCAUUCAACUCUAAGCUAGUAACAAUGUUGGGUGUUCUCAAAAGGAAGCUCAGAGUAAGAGCUGCUUAUAUGGACAUUUUCACCAUCAUGUACGAGGCAACAAGGAACCCAGAAAAGUUUGGGUUAUUAGAGACAUCGAAAGGGUGUUGCGGAUCUGGACUAAUGGAGGUCGGCGAUACAUGCAAAAAUCAAACCACAUGCGAGGAUCCGCACAAAUACGUUUACUGGGAUGCUGUUCAUCCGACUGAGAGGAUGUAUGAGAUAGUCACGGAUUACGCGAUGAUUACUGCUUUUAGAGAGAUAUUUGGCUAAUUAACAUAUAUAUAUACUUUGACAGUAUUUUGUUCAUUUCUCCUUUGUUUGAAUAAUGUAUUGAUAUAGGAAGGGUGUGAUCAUGUAAUAGCUAAGUUGAAAUACUAUACUAAAUAAUAUUUAAGCCUAGCUAA
Messenger RNA from Ananas comosus (pineapple), 1281 nucleotides. Its product is annotated as GDSL esterase/lipase At5g45950-like. Bases 74 to 1147 code for a protein of 357 amino acids. Lineage: Eukaryota; Viridiplantae; Streptophyta; Magnoliopsida; Poales; Bromeliaceae. The record is from RefSeq and is a predicted model, not a curated record. Gene Ontology annotation, molecular function: hydrolase activity, acting on ester bonds. The transcript has 5 exons.